UCUAUUUCUCUCUCUCCCUCUCCCUAAAACCACAAAGAAAAAAAGUAGUAAGUCUGAAAUUUUUUUUUGCUGAGGUUUCUCUUUUCUUUGGGUAUUUUCUGUGUGCAUCAAUGGAUGAGAAAGGAAGAAACUUGAAGAACAACAACAUGGAAGACGAAAUGGACCUGAAGAGAGGUCCAUGGACCGCUGAAGAAGAUUUUAAGCUCAUGAAUUACAUUGCUACUCAUGGAGAAGGUCGAUGGAACUCUCUUUCUCGUUGUGCAGGACUCCAACGCACCGGUAAAAGCUGUAGGUUACGGUGGUUAAACUAUCUCCGCCCUGAUGUCCGCCGUGGAAACAUUACCCUCGAAGAACAACUCUUGAUCCUCGAACUUCAUUCCCGUUGGGGCAAUCGAUGGUCAAAAAUCGCACAAUACCUACCGGGAAGAACAGACAAUGAGAUCAAAAACUACUGGAGAACCCGAGUUCAAAAACAUGCAAAGCAGCUUAAAUGCGACGUGAACAGUCAGCAAUUCAAAGACACAAUGAAGUAUUUGUGGAUGCCUAGGCUGGUCGAGAGGAUCCAAUCUGCCUCGGCCGCAGCCACCGUAGCCACAACCACCAACACCACUACCACGACAGUAUCAGCCGCUACGUCAUCUAGCAACACAACCUCUAACAAUCAAUUCAUGACGUAUGAUUACAACAACAACAGCAUGGGACAACAAUUUGGUGUAGUGAACAACGAUUAUAUCACGCCCGAAAACUCUAACGUGGCAGUGUCUCCGAUGUCAGAUUUGACGGAGUACUACAGCGCUCCAAACACGUACCCGGAAUACUAUUCGGGUCAAGUGGGGAAUAGCUAUUAUCCGGAUCAGGACUUGGUGGUUCCGCAAAUAUUACCGGAUAAUUAUUUGGAUUAUUCUGGAUUAUUAGACGAAGAUUUGGCGGUUAUGCAGGAGCAGAGUAACCUUAACUGGUUUGAAGAUAUUAAUGGAGCUACUUCUUCUUCAGACAGUUUAUGGAACAUUGGAGAAAGUGAUGAAGACUUAUGGUUUUUACAGGAUCAAGAACAGUUCAACAAUAAUGGCAACUUCUGAAUAGAAUUAAAAAAUUAGAAUCGUUAAGUACUUAAUUAAACAGGAAGUAUACGUGUGAAAGACAUUUGUUCAAGGGGAAUAAUUAAAGAUAAGGAGUGUUUACGAUAUUAUAUUAGGAUAUAUGAUCAGCUUUUUGGUUCCAAGCUUGAUCAAUAUGAUUGGUUUUGCCUUUUUUUUGGGGGG
Brassica oleracea var. oleracea is the source of this 1262-nucleotide messenger RNA. RefSeq names its product transcription factor MYB108-like. The record is from RefSeq and is a predicted model, not a curated record. The coding region runs from base 111 to 1079 and encodes 322 amino acids. Gene Ontology annotation, molecular function: DNA-binding transcription factor activity; sequence-specific DNA binding. Lineage: Eukaryota; Viridiplantae; Streptophyta; Magnoliopsida; Brassicales; Brassicaceae. Gene Ontology annotation, biological process: regulation of DNA-templated transcription. The transcript is spliced from 3 exons. Gene Ontology annotation, cellular component: nucleus.